GGGCGAUACUCUAGUACGCAUACAUACGAGCCUCUCACUCAAUAUUAUAUAGGAACAAAAUAUAUAUCGAGCACCACCCUCGUCCACACUCUUCUCUUGAAGGCCAUCAAUGGCGGCCAAGACUAAGGCACCAGCUGGUACUCCGGUCGGCCCCGUCCCUUUCGCGGACGUCGAGACCGACCCAGGCUUGGUCUCCCCAGUGCCGGAGCAGCUCCCGGAAGAGCACGCCGCCCUGCCGAGCGCGUCCGCGUUCAACGGCCGGAUGAACAUCCGUUGCUACCAGGGCUUCUGGCUGCCGGAUUACUUCGCCGCCGCGGCCGUCGCCCUGCAGCGCCGCUUCGAGCCCUGCCGCAACGACGUAAUCGUCGCAAGCUUUCCCAAGUCCGGCACCACGUGGCUUAACGCCCUGGCGUUCGCCACCAUGGCACGGCGGGCUUAUCCGGCCGCCGACGCCGGGCAUCCGCUGCUACGCCUCAACCCGCACCAGUGCAUCCCUUUCCUGGAGAACCUCUUCCGGAGCCGCGCGGAGGCCGCCAAGCUCGAGGCGCUGCCGUCCCCGCGCCUAAUGAACACGCACAUGCCGCUCGGCAUGAUAAUGCCGGGCGCCGGCGGGUGCAAGGUCGUCUACGUGUGCAGGGAGCCCAAGGACAUGGUCGUCUCGUUGUGGCACUUCCUCCAGCAUGUGCAUCCAGACCUGGCGCUGGCCGACGUCCUCGACUCCGUGUGCAGCGGCGCGGUGCCGUAUGGACCCGUCUGGGACCACAUCCUCGGCUACUGGCGCGCCAGCAUCGCGAGGCCAGACGCCGUGCUCUUCUUGCGGUACGAGGAGCUGCUGCGCGACCCCGCCGGGAACGUCAGGGAUCUGGCGCGGUUCGUCGGGCUGCCGUUCUCCGACGAGGAGGAGGACGCCGGCGUCGUCCAGGACAUCGUCAAGCUCUGCAGCUUCGGUCACCUCAAGCCCUUGGAAGCCAAUUCGACGGGCCAGCUGGAUCCCCUCGUCCCGGUGCCGCGCGAGGCGCUGUUCAGGAAGGGCGUGGCCGGCGACUGGGCGAACCACAUGACGCCGGAGAUGGCGCGACGCCUCGACGAAAUCGUCGCCGACAAGUUCCAUGCGACCGGCCUCACUUUUCAGUGAUUCGAGACGACUCCCGUCCCCCAUACACUAUCAUGAUUUCUCAUGAUCAAGUAAUGUUUGUACUUUCGUAAUCACUAAGCAUGAAUAAUUAGUGGAGUGGUUUUUGUUA
Molecule: messenger RNA, 1244 nt
Organism: Aegilops tauschii subsp. strangulata
Lineage: Eukaryota; Viridiplantae; Streptophyta; Magnoliopsida; Poales; Poaceae
Product: cytosolic sulfotransferase 5
Molecular function (GO): sulfotransferase activity
Source: RefSeq, a predicted model, not a curated record